Coniosporium apollinis CBS 100218 is the source of this 1665-nucleotide messenger RNA. RefSeq names its product ATP synthase subunit alpha, mitochondrial. Bases 1 to 1665 code for a protein of 554 amino acids. Gene Ontology annotation, biological process: proton transmembrane transport; proton motive force-driven ATP synthesis. The record is from RefSeq and is a predicted model, not a curated record. Gene Ontology annotation, molecular function: ATP binding; ADP binding; proton-transporting ATP synthase activity, rotational mechanism. The transcript has 6 exons. Lineage: Eukaryota; Fungi; Ascomycota; Dothideomycetes.
AUGUUCAGGAACGCCCUCCGACAGUCCGCCCGCGCCGUCGGGGCAGUCUCUGCCUCCGGCAGAGUUGCUUCGACCCGAACCACUCCCGCUGUCUACAACGCUGCUUCAAAACAGCUCCGAAGCUAUGCUUCCGAUGCGAAAGCCGCCCCUACCGAAGUCUCCUCCAUCCUCGAACAGAGAAUCAGAGGUGUACAAGAGGAGUCUGGUCUCGCAGAGACUGGACGGGUGUUGUCUGUUGGUGACGGCAUCGCUCGUGUCCACGGUAUGAGCAAUGUCCAAGCCGAGGAGCUUGUCGAGUUCGCAUCUGGUGUCAAGGGCAUGUGCAUGAACUUGGAGGCCGGCCAAGUCGGUGUCGUGCUUUUCGGUUCCGAUCGAUUGGUCAAGGAAGGCGAGACCGUCAAGCGGACGGGUGAGAUCGUCGACGUCCCAGUUGGCAUGGAGCUGCUUGGCCGUGUUGUUGAUGCACUCGGAAACCCCAUCGACGGAAAGGGCCCCAUCAAGACUACGGAAAAGCGCCGUGCUCAGCUCAAGGCCCCCGGUAUCCUUCCCCGUCGUUCCGUCAACCAGCCUGUGCAGACUGGGCUCAAGUCUGUCGAUGCCAUGGUGCCGAUCGGACGUGGCCAGCGUGAGCUGAUUAUUGGCGAUCGUCAAACCGGAAAGACGGCCGUUGCCCUCGAUACCAUGCUUAACCAGAAGAGGUGGAACAACGGCAAUGACGAAACCAAGAAGCUCUACUGCGUGUACGUUGCUAUCGGCCAGAAGCGUUCCACCGUCGCCCAGUUGGUCCAGACGCUCGAGGAGAACGAUGCGAUGAAGUACUGCAUCAUCGUCGCCGCCACCGCCUCCGAGGCUGCUCCUCUCCAGUAUAUUGCUCCUUUCACUGGCUGCUCCAUGGGUGAAUGGUUCCGCGAUAAUGGCAAGCACGCUGUCAUCGUCUACGACGAUCUGUCCAAGCAAGCUGUUGCCUACCGUCAAAUGUCCCUCCUGCUCCGUCGUCCUCCCGGGCGUGAGGCUUAUCCCGGCGACGUCUUCUAUCUCCACUCCCGUCUGCUCGAGCGUGCCGCCAAGAUGAACGACAAGCUCGGCGGUGGUUCCCUCACUGCUCUGCCCAUCAUCGAGACUCAGGGUGGUGACGUGUCUGCCUAUAUCCCUACCAACGUCAUUUCCAUCACCGAUGGCCAGAUCUUCUUGGAGGCCGAACUCUUCUACAAGGGUAUCCGCCCAGCCAUCAACGUCGGUCUGUCCGUCUCCCGUGUCGGUUCCGCUGCACAGCUCAAGGCCAUGAAGCAAGUCGCUGGUUCCCUGAAGCUCUUCUUGGCCCAGUACCGUGAGGUCGCGGCCUUCGCCCAGUUCGGUUCCGAUUUGGACGCUGCCACCAAGCAGACCCUGAACCGUGGUGAGCGUCUGACUGAGCUGCUCAAGCAGAAGCAGUACUCACCCAUGGCCGUCAACGAGAUGGUUCCUCUCAUCUUCGCUGGCGUCAACGGUUAUCUUGACAGCAUCCCCGUCAACAAGAUUCUCACGUGGGAGGCCGACUUCCUGUCCCACCUGAGGAGUAAUGAGUCCGACCUUCUCCAACAGAUUGACAGGGAAGGUGCGCUCAGCAAGGACCUGGAGUCCAGGCUCAAGGAUGUUGUGACGUCAUUCACCAAGAGCUUUUCGUAA